Messenger RNA from Gigantopelta aegis, 562 nucleotides. RefSeq names its product brorin-like. NCBI's taxonomy places the organism in Eukaryota, Metazoa, Mollusca, Gastropoda, Neomphalida, Peltospiridae. Gene Ontology annotation, molecular function: protein binding. Bases 32 to 517 code for a protein of 161 amino acids. The record is from RefSeq and is a predicted model, not a curated record. The transcript is spliced from 3 exons.
CCCAUAUUAAGUUUUAGCUAGUGACACAACAAUGGGGGGAUUGAAGUUUGUCGCGAUAUUUUGUGUGUUGGGUUUGAGUGUUUGUGGUGAGGUUUGUCACACGGAGAGUGGGGACAAGCAGAUUGGUGACACGUGGGAGGAGGACUGCCAGAUGUGUAGAUGUCGUAGUUCGGAGGGUUCGGCGUCGGUAGACUGUAUUCAUGACCUGUGCCCACCCCCCCAAAUUGCUUGCAUCAAGUGGGACAACAGUGGCUGCUGUCCAGUAUGUGUGGAAAAGGGUUGCAAACACGAAAACGAAACCUACCCCAUUGGGUACCGGGGCAAUCCGGACCCGUGCACCACGUGCGUCUGUGAAGAAGAUGGUAGCUACCAGUGCAUGGUCAUGGCUUGUAUGAUAGCCGGGCCACAAUGUCGAGUAACUCUUGGGGGAGAUGUGGAAUGCUGUGAACUGAAAAGAAUUGAAGGAACUUGCUGUGGAACUGAAGAAAUUUGUCCACCAGGUUUCGGUUCGAAAUGAUUACGACAACAGAGAUGAAACAAAUAAAAACAUUUUUCAGCAUAA